GUCCACUACAUAAAGGGAGUUCCCCCUAUAUCUGUAUUUCUUAAUCAUGUCCAUUUCAAAAGCUUGCGAUGCUAAUUAUUCAAAAGCAAGGGUUUGGGGGGUUUUUUGGCCAUUCUUUGUUUCAGACCUACAGAAUGGGUUUGGCUAUCCAACUUAUUUACAUAUUUUUUCUUGAUUUUUUAAAAACUUUUUACUGCUCCAGGUUUUGUAAAGAUUUCUUAUUUUUAUUUAGCAAGGGCACCCCUUUCCUGUUUACAGCUUUGAGAUGAUCCCUUGCUUAUAUAUAUAUACCUCAGUGGAUUCACCACUCUUUGAGAUGGCAUCAGUAAAUUGCGUAACUGCCCUCUUCCACAGCACAUUCAGGCAUUAUUAAUGGAGGAGAAUACAGGUCUCCUGUCAAGUAAUUUCUGUGCAGGCUUUCACGUAUUUGCAGUCAUAUCAAAUCCAGCCCUUUCCCUUUCUGAAUCUCUGCGGUUGUAUUACAAAGUGUGUUUCCUAUUGAAGAAAAAGGUACACUAGAACUUACUGCUGGGGAGCCUUGAGAUCUUUUUCAUUAGAAGAAGUCCAGUAAUGCAGCCCUUGCUGACUCCAGUUUACCUGUUCAGCUCUGCAUGACAGAACUUUGUCUUACUAGGUUUGUCUAUUGAAUACACCUAUUUUGAAUGCAUUUUAGCAGCUGGAUGAAACCGAUGCCCAUGUGAAUACAUUUGUGACUGUGACAUGCAGUUAAACUAGCAGAUGAUCUUAAACUGUUUAUCAUUUGUGACAUUGUUUUGCCUUCCUUCUGUUAACUCUGGGCUUUGUGCCUCUUGUUCUCAGGGCUGCCGUUUCUGAGGCUGUGCAGCAGCGCCCGGCAGGCUGCGGGGCCAAGGAGCUGCGGGGCAGCCGCUGGCUUUGCGCUCGGCGUCACCGUCCGGUGGCCGCUGGGGAAGCGGCGCCCAGCUGGGCACCAUGAGCUCCGGCACCACCGCCCCGCUGAAGGUCGUCAGCAACCUCGCCAACACUGAUGUCAACUAUGUCAUCAAAGAGCAUUAUAAUUACACAGGGAAGCUAAAUGAGAAUGCGGACAGUGGAAUAAAAAUGACGUCGGUGGUUUUUAUCAUCAUUUGCUGCUUUAUAAUCUUAGAGAACAUUUUUGUCUUGCUCACCAUCUGGAAAACCAAGAAGUUUCACAGACCCAUGUACUAUUUCAUUGGGAACUUGGCUCUUUCAGACUUGUUGGCUGGUGUGGCUUACACUGCCAACCUCCUGCUAUCCGGACACAAAACCUAUAGCCUCACCCCCUCCCAGUGGUUUGUAAGAGAAGGCAGCAUGUUUGUUGCCUUGUCAGCUUCUGUGUUCAGCUUGUUGGCCAUUGCCAUUGAGAGAUACAUCACCAUGCUGAAGAUGAAACUGCACAAUGGCAGCAACAGCUUCCGCUCCUUCUUGCUGAUCAGUGCUUGCUGGGUUAUCUCCGUGAUACUUGGGGGACUCCCGAUCAUGGGCUGGAACUGCAUCAGCCUCUUGUCCAACUGCUCCACCGUGCUGCCUCUUUACCACAAGCACUAUAUUCUCUUUUGCACCACCGUUUUCACUGGCCUUUUGCUAUCUAUUGUUGUCCUCUAUUGCAGGAUCUACUCCAUGGUGAGGACUAGAAGCCGCAGGCUGACAUUUCGGAAAAACAUUACCAAAGCUACUAGGAGCUCGGAAAAGUCCCUAGCCUUGCUCAAGACAGUGAUCAUAGUCCUGAGUGCCUUCAUUGCCUGCUGGGCUCCCUUGUUCAUCCUGCUUUUGCUGGAUGUGGGGUGUAAAGUGAAGAGCUGCCCAAUCCUCUACAAAGCAGAGUAUUUCUUAGUACUGGCCGUGCUCAAUUCAGCCACGAACCCUAUCAUCUACACCUUGACGAACAAAGAGAUGCGGAGGGCUUUCAUCAAGAUUCUGUGUUGCUGCAAAUGUCCCCCGGCAGAUUCUGGGACCAAAUUCAAGAGGCCAAUCAUUGGAGGGAUGGAGUUCAGCCGGAGUAAGUCUGACAACUCCUCUCACCCACAGAAGGAGGAAGGUGACCGUCCUGAAACCAUCAUGUCUUCGGGCAAUGUGACCUCAUCUUCUUAGGAGUAACCAUGGGGGUGUAUUUCAGACCCUUCCUCUGAAAUUGGGGAGCUGAGGCGCCUCCUGCUCACUGCAGCAGUGCUGGGCUAAGUGAGCAAGUAGCAUUAGUUCUAAUGAGGAAAACGGUGCACUUGCGAGGCUGGAGUUCAAGAAACGGGACAGACUGUUCUGGCUUGAAAAUCUUUUUCCCUGGAGCAUGUUUUGUCUUUGCACUGAGGCAGCUCAGGAUUGUCAGGCGCAUUCAUAUCCUGAAGUCUCCUUAGUAACUCUGAAAGACUGAUGCCUUGGUGAAAUGAUGCCUGGUGUGUGUGAGAGAAAGAGCGAGGGGGAGGAGGGAGGGAGAGAAUGAAUCUUUUUUUUUUUUUUUUUUCCAUGUGAGAAGAAUGUGAAGUUAUUUCUCCUUUACUUGCAGCAAACCACUGACACAAAGAUCUUUCUGUACUGAACUUGGUGGUGGCUCUGGUAUAGUUGGUCAGAAGUGUUUGUUUAGCACAUAAUGAGGAAAGAGAUCACACAAACAUAACUUAGACCACAUAACAACCAUAAUUUGGCAUCACUUUUGAGAGUUUUUAAUUAAGUUAUAAGGUUUUAUUUGAAGAGUCCAAAGCUGUUUGGGUUUUAUUUAGCAAGAUCAUAGCUGUGAAUUUUUGCUGUUGGUCCAUGUUACAUUUGAAGACCAUGAGCCAGACUCUGCAGUUACUUUCACGUGUACAGUUCCGUUGACUGGGUCAGAUUUUACCGAGUAGCUCAGAGAAGCAUUUGGCCCCGUACAUUGAUUGCCUUGUUAUUCUAUAGCAUUAAAUAAAGUGCAUUAUCAUGACAAAUGUAAGGUAGAACUAAAGGUCACUUCUCUUUAAGAUGACUGAGAGUAAAUCUAAUAGUUUAAGAUGCUAUUGACAACAGCAGGAUUUUUGCCUAAGAAGAAUUAAAAACUGAAGGGGCAUUUCAGUGUCAGGUUCAUAGUCUUUCCAAAGGUAAAGAUCAGUUGGAAAAGAGUACCUUGAGUUUCAGAAAUAUCAAAGGAAAGUUGAAGUGAAAUGACUAUAGGUAAAUGCACUUCUAUAACAAAAUGCAAUACAUUUUGGCACAUUUUAUUAAUGUUUAUAAUUUCAGCAAAGAUGUCUGUAUUUUAUCAGUUCAUGGAAGAAGUACCUGUCAUUAAAUUGAAUGUAUUUGUUUUACAGCAUCAUUUUUACUCCUCUGUUUUUCUAACCUGUGCUAAUGGGGUUGAAUGUGUACAAUGUAAAUAAGUUAAUAAGAAGCAGGAGUCUUCAUGCACCUAGAGUAUUACUAUAACAAAAGUGGUAUAUCUGGGAUAGCUGAGAGCAAUUGACUGAUUUACAGUUAUUGGCAAUUCCUAGAAGUGGUAUUUUGUAAAGAAAAUUUAUUGCCUUUGUAGUAAAAUUUUCAGUGCAAUUAAACUGUUUUGGUUUGUUUUUCCUGGUUUAAAAAAUAGUAUUUAAAAUGUUUCUGACUUCUAUUGUUCAAUUUGCACAUAGCUUUAUUGACUUCUAAACAUUAAUAAACUGAUUUUUUUA
Athene cunicularia (burrowing owl) is the source of this 3626-nucleotide messenger RNA. RefSeq names its product sphingosine-1-phosphate receptor 1 (gene S1PR1). NCBI's taxonomy places the organism in Eukaryota, Metazoa, Chordata, Aves, Strigiformes, Strigidae. Gene Ontology annotation, cellular component: membrane. Gene Ontology annotation, molecular function: sphingosine-1-phosphate receptor activity. The record is from RefSeq and is a predicted model, not a curated record. Gene Ontology annotation, biological process: angiogenesis; sphingosine-1-phosphate receptor signaling pathway. Bases 952 to 2091 code for a protein of 379 amino acids. The transcript has a single exon.